AUGGCCGGUCGGUUUUGGGAAGUCAUCAGUCGGUCCUCGCACCAUCAGCCUACCAGUUUUACGCCUAAACAGUUGAAAAUGAAGGGAUUCGUAGUGUUUGCGAUGGCGCUUGCCCUGGCGGCCAGCAGUCCGGUGGAGAAGAGCGAGAAGGAAGCGUCGGCGGCGGCGGCACCAGCGGCCCCCGAGAGUGAGAAGAAGCAGGAGAAGCGUGGCCUGUUCGAUCUCGGCUACGGCUACGAGUCGCACGGUUGGGAUGCACCCAAGCUCUCGCACGGCUGGGACUCGCCGAAGCUGUCGCACGGCUGGGAGGAACCGCACCACACCGUUCACGUGAAGAAGGUGCACGUGCCGUACCCGGUUGAGGUGGAGAAGCAUGUGGCCGUCCCGGUGAAGGUGCCGUACCCGGUCACCGUCGAGAAGCACGUCCCGGUCGUGGUGGAGAAGAAGGUCCCGGUCUACGUCGAGAAGCAUGUCCCGGUGCACGUCGACCGUCCGGUGCCGUACCCGGUGAAGGUCCCGGUUAAGGUGGUCCACAAGGAGUACGUCGAGGUGCCGAAGCCGUACCCGGUGCACGUCGAGAAGCACGUCCCGGUGAUCGUGAAGAAGCCGGUCUACGUCGAGAAGCACGUCCCGGUUGUGGUGAAGUCGCACGGCUGGGAGCCUCAUUCCCACUCGUACUCCGAGUUCCACUCGUGGUAA
Molecule: messenger RNA, 699 nt
Organism: Anopheles coustani
Lineage: Eukaryota; Metazoa; Arthropoda; Insecta; Diptera; Culicidae
Exons: 2
Coding region: 1-699 (232 amino acids)
Source: RefSeq, a predicted model, not a curated record